Messenger RNA from Brugia malayi, 1527 nucleotides. RefSeq lists its product as uncharacterized. The transcript is spliced from 12 exons. The record is from RefSeq and is a predicted model, not a curated record. Bases 1 to 1527 code for a protein of 508 amino acids. Lineage: Eukaryota; Metazoa; Nematoda; Chromadorea; Rhabditida; Onchocercidae. Gene Ontology annotation, molecular function: protein binding.
AUGGACAUCGACGAUUUGCCGGAUCUCGUUUUAGAAAUAGUUUUUUCAUAUUUGAAUCAGUACGGCGAUUUGGAAAAUGUCCGAUUGGUUAGUCGUCGAUGGCAUCGCGUAGCAUCCACUGUCAUUAGUAUUUUAAAGAAGUCUUUCCUCCGAUGUAAUCAGCUGAUUUGGGAGCUAUGUGCAGCAAAAAACGAAGGGGAUGGUGCAAUUGCAAAACGCUGUUCACAUUCAGGUUGCUAUCAUGAUGGUACUAAAAAAGUGUAUAUAUUUGGUGGGUGCACCGAUAAUUAUACCGCCUUUAACGACCUUUGGAGUUUUGAUCUGAAGUCUCACCACUGGUGCCGAGAAUUUAUUAAGUGUGCUCCAUUCCCGCGACCCAAGGCUAUGUCCAUUUUUGUGCCUUACAAGGAGUAUUUGAUUCUCCAUGGUGGAUUCGCAAAGUCCUCACCAAACCCAAUUCAUCAAGCAGCAAAUUUUUUUAGUGAAAUACAUAUGUACGAUACCAUGACGAAUGAGUGGAUUGAGGUUGAAACGGAACCUCCACCCCCCGUGAUUGCAAGUCAUUGUGCAUGUGUGGUAGGUGAUUCGCUGAUUAUUUUUGGUGGUUCUCAGAACAGCCGUGCUACAAAUACUGUUUAUGUUUUGGAUAUUACUACUAAAAUUUGGCAUAUACCGUCAUUCGAGAAUCACAAAGAUGAAAGUUGUGGGAAAUCAGACGCAACGUCUAGCGAACGGUUCUUGUUGAAAAAUCCACAGCCGAAUCCACGUUAUGGUAGCUCAUGUGUAGUAAUUGACAAAUCACACCUGCUCGUGAUCGGUGGUUGUGGUGGUCCGAACUGUAUCUAUAAUGAUGCUUGGCUUCUUACUUUCGAUUUAACGCUGCAAACUGCAUGGGAAUGGAAGGAAAUCAAUAUCACCAAUCCAAAAUCAGGUCCAUCUCAACUUUGGUGUCACCCAGCAUGUCCAAUUGGACGGAAUCUCGCGUGUAUAAGUUAUGCAAGGAGGAACGAUAGAUAUGGCACAAUCAGUUUAAAUUCGUGCCCAGCACCACUCCAGGUCACUUCAAGGAAUCGGAUUCAGUUGCCACCAUGUUCAAUGAAUGAUGUCACGCUGCAACCUUCUAAUACAGGGGACAACGUGGAUCACACACUGAAUGAAAAAUUGAAUUUUUCGAGUUGUCAACAAUCUUUCUCUUCACUACAUGCGAAGAAUAACUUGAAGUAUAUUAAUGGUGCAUCUGGUGCAACACUGGGAAAAAAUUGGUAUCAUAAAAGGCGUCAAGGGAAUGCUUGUGUUUAUAUACUUGAUACCGCACGAGUUUUGGAGGAUUGUACAGUAACAUGGCGUCAACAAGAGAUAGAUUUAAAAGCACCAGAUGAUACAAUGUUGUAUUCGCUUUGUGCUGGUCGAGGAGAGUUGAUAAUGUUCGGUGGAAUGCGUAGUGAUGUGCAAGGUGAUAACCCCCAUCCAUUUACUCAUAUAAUUAAUAAUGAUAUUUAUAUACUGAGUCCUGCUCGUUUAGUAUAA